CAAAUUUUUGACGAAAUUUCACAAAAGUGUUUUUUGGCUCGAAGCAAAGUGCAAAAUUCCCGAAAUGCCGGCUCGCGUGAAACAGUUCUCAUCGAUGUGCACUUCGAUGAAGCCGGUCCUCACUCUGUGCCUGCGCUCGUACAGUGGCUACUCGCCGUUGCACAAUGCGGCGAUUAAUCGGGCGAUGAUGAAUUUCGGCUGCGGCAGCCGGCAGUGGCCCGAGAGGGAGGACUGGUUCGCUGCCAGGCAGUUAAUGCUGCAGAACCAGAUCCAGAACCAGAACCAGAACCGCUACUGGAGCCACAGCAGUGGCAGACAAGGACUGGACCAGACCAGGAGCCGGCGACGUCGAUCCCAGGAUCUGAGCGCGCACACCAUUGGCGAUCUGGACACCGAAGUCGCAGCUCACAAGCGGGAGCAGCACAGGCAGGCCUCGGACGGGAUGGAGUCCACCCCGGAAGAUGAGCGGCGAUAUUACCCGGACCAGGACCGGAAGGCACAGGCCCUGGUGGAGGAGAGCUACGAAAUGCAGGCCCCCUAUGACGAUCAGCGGGUGGGCACCGUCCGCGAGGUCAUCUUUCGCCAGCAACAGGACGACAAGGAUGACGAGGAUGAGCUGGAGCGUAGACGAAACAGCGAGGAGCUCCGGCGACAAGUGUCCGCCCAGCGAAACGAAUACAACACACCGCGGGGCGGCGGCAUCUCCCGCAAGGUCAUUAGUCCCUAUCCAUCAUACACCUCGCACCGCACCCGAUGGGCGGAGUUUCGUCAUGCUAUGAUCUACGGGCGAACGGCCUUCUAAGCUCUGGGCAUCGGCCCUCUCUUCGAUGCCAUACUCCUUCGGAAACAUUUCGAGCAGACUUUUACCAAAUAUAUAAUUAAUACGAACGAGUAAUUGGUAAACUUUUCAAUGGAAAUGGAAUACUUUUGGAGCAUGGGAAUCGGUUGCCUUGGAGCCAUAAUUCAAGACAAUCCAUCAUAGAUGUUUGAUCAUGUCCCCAAUGUUGGCCAGCCUGUUGGGCAACGGAGCCCUCCAUCUGGGCCGCUGCGUGCCCCAGACUCGACACAUUGGCACACGGCCAAAGUUCUGUGAGGAGAGCUCCUAUAGCCUGCACCCCGAGUACCGUCGCAACACGCCCUUCAUAUACAUGAACAGGGAUCGCAGGCGAUCCGAGGCUUCGCCGAGUCGUGAUUACCGUUAUCAAGUGCACUCGGCCCAAUACCGCUGGGCGGAGUUCCGGCGCCACAUGAUCUUCGGUACCUACUAAAUUAGCAAUAGUUCAAUAAAAUACUACAAAUUGGUA
Molecule: messenger RNA, 1304 nt
Organism: Drosophila persimilis
Lineage: Eukaryota; Metazoa; Arthropoda; Insecta; Diptera; Drosophilidae
Exons: 2
Coding region: 65-802 (245 amino acids)
Source: RefSeq, a predicted model, not a curated record